Molecule: messenger RNA, 2484 nt
Organism: Cryptomeria japonica (Japanese cedar)
Lineage: Eukaryota; Viridiplantae; Streptophyta; Pinopsida; Cupressales; Cupressaceae
Product: monooxygenase 2
Exons: 7
Coding region: 944-2167 (407 amino acids)
Molecular function (GO): FAD binding
Source: RefSeq, a predicted model, not a curated record
UAUCUGGUAGAUAAUAGAAAUACCAUUAAUGCCAACCAAAUUAAAGUUGAAACAAUGGAAUGGAUUUUGCUUGAAUUGAACAAAUCUAGGAAUGGAUUUUCCGUAUAUCCGAUUAAUGUCAACCAAAUUAAAGAAUUCAAAUCUUGGAAUGGAUUUUCCGUUAUCUGAUUAAUGUCAACCAAAUUAAAGUUUAAACUCUUUCCUCAAGAUUGUUGCUUUUGUCUAGUUGUGGAGUUUGUUCUAAGUGUUGAAUGAAGGAGAGAUUAGUGAUUCAUAAGUGAUUAAUUGAUUUGUUUGGGACACAAAGUUGAGCAUCUGGAUUGGAGCAUAGUUAAGAGAGGCAUAUAGAUAUUCUGUAAAAUCCUUCACUGAAAAUUUUUUACCAAAAUUUAUGUCUUCCCACUGGAUAGUUUGUCAAAUGGUUCGCAGGUAGAUAAGAAUGCAGCGUUUUCUGAUCAGUAAGUUUAUUUGAGGAUGGGGUUUUCCAAUUUUAUCACAUAGCAUUUAUCAUUAUGCCAGGAAUUCAUACAUGAGACAUUAAAAUAACUAUUGGAAUUAUAUCCACUACAGAUACCCUAUAUAUUACAAAACAAUCCUUUGUAGUUAUGACAAAGAUGCAUAUAUUUAUUACAAAACAGAGAUACAGUGAAUCAAUUUCUGACAUUAUACAUAUAAUAAAUUAAUAAUUAAUAUGAACGAACAGAGAAAUAAAUUAUGGUAAUGAUUUAACCCCGUAAAUCUUAUCGACAAAUUCGGUGAAAAAAUGUUUAAAAAGCUCUUUUCUUCAUCAUCCGCAAAUAUCCAACUACGUCAUAUUCACAUUCAAAUUCUUUUAGAACUUGUGAUCUGUAGUGGAAGGAGUAUUGAUUCGAUUCGAAGAAUAUAAACUACACAUUUCACAAUUCUGAAAAUGCUCUCGUAAGUCUGCAGAGUGGAAUCUUCCAUGGAGAAAUGCGAAGAUAUUGUGGUUGUAGGAGGGGGCGUUGCAGGGCUAGCCACUGCACUUGCUCUCCAUAGGGUGGGGUUGAGGAGCCUGGUACUUGAGCGUGCUGAUUGCCUUCGAACUGCUGGCGCUGCCUUCAUGAUGUGGCCUAAUGCCUGGAAAGCACUUGAUGCUCUCGGCGUAUCAGAUUCCCUUCGCCCAUUUUACUCUCAACUUGACGGGAUUCGGGGCUCUUCAAUUUGCACCGGUGUCUGCAAGAAUGUCCCCCUCAAAAGUGGAGGCAAAGGGGAUUCAAGCAUGAAACUGGAAUCUCGGUGCAUAGAGAGAAUGGCACUUUUGGAAGCGCUAGCCAAGGAAUUGCCUGUGGGGAGCAUCAGAUUCAACUCCAAAAUCGUUUCCCUACACAGAGACACAAUCUCUCCAUUCACCACACUAGAGCUUGCAGAUGGAAGAUCCCUCACAGCAAAGAUUGUGAUAGGAUGCGAUGGAGUAUACUCAGUGAUUGCGAGAUGGAUGGGCCUCCCACCGCCCAAAACAACCGGACGCAUUGCCAUUAGGGGCAUGGUCACAUAUACAGAAGACCAUCAUUUCGAGAAGCUCAUGUUACAAGUUUGGGGUAAAGGAGUGAAGGCAGGGUUUAUCACUUGCACCGACAAAAAAGUCUACUGGUUUGUAACUAGGAGAUCCCAUCCACAAGAUGCAGAGAUCUGUGGGGAUGCUGAGAGGGUUAUGCAUGCAGCUCUGGAGAUGGUUAGAGAUUUCCCUGAGCCCAUUGCAGAACUAAUAAAGUCGAGCCCAGUGGAGACCAUUAAUAUGGCAGAUCUGAAGGUGAGGUGGGUUUGGCCAUGGGAGUGGGGAAGAGGGGUGGAAAAGGGAAAGGGAAGCGUAACCAUUGUUGGAGAUGCAUUGCACCCAAUGAUGCCUGAUCUCGCUCAGGGCGCCUGUAUGGCUCUAGAGGAUGCUGUCCAUCUGAGCAGAUGCUUAGAACAAGUCAUCAAAUCUGUAAACAUGGCGGAUUGGGGAAAAGCCCAGGCGGAAAAGAUAGAAACCUGUUUCAACAAAUACCUACAAGAGAGGAGAUGGCGAGUAUCUGGUAUUGUAAGUGUUGCAUUUGUGAUGGGAUUUGUACAGGAGGGAUCCUCAAGACUUGAGCGUUUUGUUCGUGAUUGGAUUUUCUUCCCUUUAUUCUCUAUGCGAUAUCUACUCUACUUUGUACACUCUUGACAUUGGAGCCCUCUGCCCAACUCUUACCUGAAAAAAGUCGAGCUCCAUGGUCCAGAAGAAUCUACUACAAAUUAGAAGACGUGAUCCAUGAGUGGAAGUUUUAUAAGCAGUUGUUUGCAUGGUUUGUUAUGAUUUAGCAUUUUCAAGUUUCAAAGACGAAUGAUGUUCUUGUUCUUAGAUGUAAAUGUGAAUGUCUUAGCUGUUGGAAGGAAAUGGUAUAUCCUAUAUUUUCUUUCACAUUAGUAUUCUAUAAUAUGUGAUUUGAGUUUCUUAUUUUUUUUCUCAUCAAUUCGAAUCUCUCUAUAAUUUAUCAUCAA